AUCUCCACGCCUGAUGACUCCUUCUUUAUUCACUCAUUAUCGUCCAAGCCCAGUUUCAUCCAGCGGAACCGUAAACCUCAAAUACCAUAAGACGAAACUUAGCGCCCUAAGAUACCCAGUGCACACAUCAGCUCGAGUCCUUGAGCGUUGGAUUCGCAACCAUGUGUGUCAACUUUGGAUAUCGUACGCUCUGCGAUCAUUGCUAUGAGCACAUGAAUUGGAAGUUCCUUCGACGGGUCGAAUGUCAAAAGUUCAAGGCGACCGGCUCGUGCCGUCAAGUGCACUGGAUCAAAGACAAGUCCUGGAUCAAGCGGAAGAGACAGAGCUGGGUGUGCCAGGAUGCCUGUCAAGGACCCAAGACCAGGGAGACGGCCGAAGACCAGCUUCUAGUCCAUACUGGAGAAACGUUGGCCCAGUCCCGACGAUCUGCCUACGACGUGGGUCGAGCUGCAUGGAGGGAUGCUCGAUCGGCUUGA
This is a messenger RNA of Exophiala mesophila, 476 nucleotides long. RefSeq lists its product as uncharacterized. The record is from RefSeq and is a predicted model, not a curated record. NCBI's taxonomy places the organism in Eukaryota, Fungi, Ascomycota, Eurotiomycetes, Chaetothyriales, Herpotrichiellaceae. The transcript has a single exon. Bases 162 to 476 code for a protein of 104 amino acids.